GUCAGGGCGGAGCUUGCGUCUGGGGGCGGGGCCUCUCGGGAGGGGCGGAGCUUCUGCGGCUCCCUCGCUGGGGGCCGGUGGCGGUCCCGGCUUCCGGCUGCCGCCCCUCCCCUCCUGUUGUGUAACCGUCCCUAGGCCCCCCCCCUCCUCCGAUUCGAUAUUUUAUUUUAUUUUUUUUCCCCCCUUUCCGUUUAGUUCCGGACGCUCCGGGACGAGGAGAAAGGUUCCUCCGCAAGACAGGACGUUCCCUCCCCGGGGGAGGGUGUGGUGUCGGGGGCCUCGGGGCUGCAGGCGAGGCCGGGGAUGCGCGGCCUGGCGCGGGCCGGGCCGGGCGCGGGGGAGGUGACGGGCGGACCCAGAUCCGGGGUAAUUUGCAUCGCCCUCCCCCCAGCCCGGGUGGGGAUUGGCCGGGCGGCCGCGGAGGGUGGCGCGGGGCCGGGCUCAGCGUCGCCCGCCGGGGCUCGGAGCCGCCAGCCCGCCGCAGCCAUCGUCACGGUCGCCGGGGCCCGCGCGCCGCCCGGGAAGGAGGUGUCGGCGCGGAAGAUGGCUGGCGGCGUGGACGGCCCCAUCGGGAUCCCGUUCCCGGACCACAGCAGCGACAUCCUGAGCGGCCUGAACGAGCAGCGGACGCAGGGGCUGCUGUGCGACGUGGUGAUCCUGGUGGAGGGCCGCGAGUUCCCCACGCACCGCUCGGUGCUGGCCGCCUGCAGCCAGUACUUCAAGAAGCUGUUCACGUCGGGCGCCGUCGUGGACCAGCAGAACGUGUACGAGAUCGACUUCGUGAGCGCCGAGGCGCUGACGGCGCUCAUGGACUUCGCCUACACCGCCACGCUCACGGUCAGCACGGCCAACGUGGGCGACAUCCUGAGCGCCGCGCGGCUGCUGGAGAUCCCGGCCGUGAGCCACGUGUGCGCCGACCUGCUGGAGCGCCAGAUCCUGGCGGCCGACGACGCGGGCGACGCGGGCCAGCCCGACGGCGGGCCCACGGACCAGCGCAACCUGCUGCGCGCCAAGGAGUACCUGGAGUUCUUCCGCAGCAACCUGAACAGCCUGCCCCCCGCCGCCUUCCCGUGGUCCGGCUUCGCCCCCGAGGACGACCUGGACGCCACCAAGGACGCCGUGGCCGCCGCCGUGGCCGCCGUGGCCGGGGACUGCAACGGCUUGGACUUCUACGGCCCGGGGCCCCCGGCCGAGCGGCCCCCCGCGGGGGACGGACGAGGCGACAGCACCCCGGGGCUGUGGCCCGAGCGUGACGAGGACGCCCCCGCCGCGCUCUUCCCGCCGCCCGCCGCCCCGCCGGCCACCACGCAGAACGGCCACUACGGCCGCGCGGCCGCCGAGGAGGAGACGGCGGCGCUGUCCGAGGGCCCCGAGCCCGGCGACUCCCCGGGCUUCCUGUCGGGCGCAGCCGAGGGCGAGGACGGCGACACGGCCGACGUGGACGGGCUGGCGGCCAGCACGCUGCUGCAGCAGAUGAUGUCGUCGGUGGGCCGGGCAGGGGACAGCGACGAGGAGUCGCGCGCCGACGACAAGGGGGUCAUGGACUACUACCUGAAGUACUUCAGCGGCGCCCACGAGGGCGACGUGUACCCCGCCUGGUCGCAGAAGGGCGAGAAGAAGAUCCGGGCCAAGGCCUUCCAGAAGUGUCCCAUCUGCGAGAAGGUGAUCCAGGGCGCGGGCAAGCUGCCCCGCCACAUCCGCACGCACACGGGCGAGAAGCCCUACGAGUGCAACAUCUGCAAGGUCCGGUUCACCAGGCAGGACAAGCUGAAGGUCCACAUGCGGAAGCACACGGGCGAGAAGCCGUACCUGUGCCAGCAGUGCGGCGCGGCCUUCGCGCACAACUACGACCUGAAGAACCACAUGCGGGUGCACACGGGGCUGCGGCCUUACCAGUGCGACAGCUGCUGCAAGACCUUCGUGCGCUCCGACCACCUGCACAGACACCUCAAGAAGGACGGCUGCAACGGGGUCCCCUCGCGCCGCGGCCGCAAGCCCCGCGUGCGGGGCGUGCCCCCCGAUGUCCCCGCCGGGGCCGCCGCGCCCCCCGGGCUCCCCGACACCCCGCGCAACGGCCAGGAGAAGCACUUUAAGGACGAGGAGGAGGACGAGGACGAGGCCAGCCCCGACGGCCCGGGCCGUCUGAAUGUAGCGGGCAGCGUCGGCGUGGGCGGCGGCGACGGCACGGGUGGCCCCACGGUGGCCGCCCCCGAGGGUAACUUUGCAACCUGACUCUAUUCAGAACAGGACAACACAAACCAAAAAAACAAAACAAACAAACAAACUAAGCGAGAGAAGAGAAACCACACCCACCCCAGCCCCACGGCUGUCUGUCCAGACUCCCUCCCUCCACCCACGCGCGGACCUGUGUGCGUGUACAUACCCAUGGCCGUUGCGGGCGCGCCUGCCUUUCUCAGAUUCUUAGGACGUGGCCCCACCCGCUCCCGCGCCCCUCACCCCGUCCGCGUGGGGUCCCACCCCGGGGCCCCCUGCCUGCUCCUGGCUAAGGUGAGGUGAUGGGGACCCCAGGACAGGCGCCCGGCUCCUUGCUGGUUGGUUUUAGGGGUCUCAGACAGACCUUAAAUGCUGUGUCCACUGUGAGUGGACGUUAAAAUGGUCCCGGCUCCCCACCCUCCUUCCUCAGGGCACUUACUAAAGAGGGGGGGUCCCCCGGCCUCCCUGCUCCCGUCCCGCCUGUGGCCUCACACCCUCUGCACACCCCACCCUGGCCACCACUGACAUACGCGUCUAUUUAUUCCCAAGCCUGGGUGGCCAGAGCUGGGAUUUGGGGGGCCGCCGGGUCCCGCCACCCUUUCACGGCACUUAACACCUGGCGGGGUCCUCAGGGCACUGCUCAGGGCGACCCCCCUCCUGUCUCCGCUAGCCCGACCCCACCCCGUGUUCAGAGAUUAAAAAUUCGUCUUCACCCUGCGCCCCACUUUUUAAAGCACUUUUUAGAUCUCUUUCCCCCUUUCCUCCUUACAGACAGUUUAUAUAGAGAUAUAUAGAGAGAUAUAUAUAUAUAAAAUAUUCUUUCCCUCAGAGGAGCCGGCAGCAGGUGGGGGGGGCAUAGCCAAGGUCGGGGGACCCCAGGGACUCAGGCAGGGACAGGGAGAGCAAGAGAGGCCACAGCUUAAUGUCACAAAACAGCAAUAAAACCCCAAGAUUUUACUCAACACGAAGGGAGAACACAAAACCUUUAACAAAACGAAACCGAAAUCCACAGCAAAAGCGGAGACAGCCAGGUGGGGAUCUUGGCACUUUGUAACUGAACGGGUACUUUUCAUUCUUAAGAAAUGUUUACAAGUUGCACCCAGCUUCUAUGAAAAAUUGGCGAGAGAGAGCGAGCGAGCGAGCGCGAGAGAGAGAGAGAGCGAGCAGUGGAAAGUAACUAAGUCAAUUUAUUUUUGUAUAAAAUAAAAGAAACCCAACCCUUCGCUCCGUGUUCCCGAGGCUCAGGGCGGGGAGGCCAGGACGCCGUGGGGAGGGACCCCGGUCCCCGGGCUGCCCCCCGGCUCGCCACUUGCUUCCCAGCUCAGGGAUGUCCCCGAGAGGGCUGGCCCCGGCCAGCCGGACCCCCGGACCCCCAGGCCCCGGCCAGCCGGACCCCCGGACCCCCAGGCCCCGGCCAGCCGGACCCCGGACCCCCCAGGCGCCCCUCUUUUUACUCAAGGCACUGACUGUACCGGGGCCGGCACCUGACGCCCCACACCCGGCUUCCCCCCAAAGGCCCGGUGCGCCCGAGCCGCGGGUCGGGGCCGGGGUUCGGGUGGCGGGUGCCGGCGGGGGGGCCCCGGGUCCGUCGUCUGUUGACCACGUCCCCUCCGGUUUUAAAGGGAAGCCCGAUGAGAAGGCUCUUUCCAGGCUCGGGCAGGUUUCCCCUGUCGCCCUCCUGUCCCGCGAGCCCCCCGAUGUCUCAGGGUCCCCCUUGGGGCCAGCGGAGGGGCAGGCCCGGGGCGGGUGGUGCUGGCUCCCGCACCCCACUCCACGGCCGGGAACCGAGCUGCAGGCCCGGCAGCCCCGACCCUCCACCCUGCAAUAAUCCCACCCUAGCCGCACGCCACCCCGGCCGGGCCGCGGGCCCUGGCACCCCGGGAACUGCACUAACCCGCGCCCGCUCCGCAGCUUCCGCACCCGCCCGCCCGCCCGCCUUGCCUUAACCGCCCGCGCCGCCCGUCCCGGGCCGCAGCCACGCAUGGGCCCCGCCGGGCGCCUCCCCAGGCCCCCCACUGCAAUCACAUACUGUACAUAGAUGUGGAUCGAUUUCUACCAAUUUUUAUUCUCUCAAUUAAGGCCGUGAUAAAAGUUGCCAAAGAGAAUCGUGGAAUUCAGUCGAGUUUUGAGCGGAGAUGCUGUAGGAAGGUUUUUGAUUGGUUGGUCGGGGGUUUGUGUGUGUGUGUGUGUGUGUGUGUGUGUGUGUGUUUUGUUUUUCCUUUUUCUCUUUUUUAAAAUGCCUGGUACCAACAACAACAACAAAUAGGAAAAGGAGAGAGAGAGAGAACAAAUUCGUUUGUUCCAUCAUGGUGAAUUUCCGUGUGUGUGAGUGAGACGCAGAGAGGGUUCCGGGGACCCCAGGACUGGGGCGGGGACGCGGCCUGCUGCUGUCCCCAGCCUGUGACCUGAGCAUAGGCCACCCUGCCGAGUGCUGCUGCUCUUUGCCUUCCUACCCCGACUGGCCUUUCGAGAUUAAGAAAAAAUAAAAUAAAAAGGCAAAAAAAUAUUAAAAAAUGAAAAAAAUCUCUAUCUAUAGAAACCAAUGAAUGUAAACGGCAGCCGUGGCCCCGCCAAGCUGGGCUGCCCUGGGGGGUCGCUCGGGAGGACCCCCAGCGGCCUCCACCUUGUCACCCCGUGUGAGCACAGCUGACCUUCCUCCGGGUGCUCUGGCGGGUCCCCCGGGUGGGCGGCCUCGCGGUGCAGGUGGACCCCAGGCCGGCUGUCCAGGGUCUCCGCGGUGUCCACAGUGUGAGCAGCAGGGAUUGUAAGGGGGACAGGCUGAGAGGAAAAACAGAAAAAAACAAAAAAAGACAAAAACCGACAAAAAAA
This is a messenger RNA of Peromyscus leucopus (white-footed mouse), 5043 nucleotides long. RefSeq names its product zinc finger and BTB domain containing 7A (gene Zbtb7a). NCBI's taxonomy places the organism in Eukaryota, Metazoa, Chordata, Mammalia, Rodentia, Cricetidae. Gene Ontology annotation, biological process: regulation of transcription by RNA polymerase II. The record is from RefSeq and is a predicted model, not a curated record. Gene Ontology annotation, molecular function: DNA-binding transcription factor activity, RNA polymerase II-specific; RNA polymerase II cis-regulatory region sequence-specific DNA binding; protein binding.